AUGUUCCUAGCAGGACUGUUUGGCUGGAAUGACCCAGAUGGCUCAUCAGUGAAGCUGGAACCCAAGAGUAGUUCAGACCUGGUAACAGAGACUCUGAUGCUGGAACUGGGAUCACAUCUGAAACGUGCAGAAAAGCAGCAGCGGGAACGUCUCAUUGAGUAUCGGCGAGUGAAGAGUGGGGUGGACUAUACAUGGUUAGCUUCUGUCCCACGCCAGGGCUACGAAAUCACUCCAGGUGACCAGCUGGAGCUCAGAGACAUCUGCUCUAAAAUAAGCCCCUCACAGUGUGGCCCCGUCAUACUCAGAUUCCGUAGAUUGAUGUUGGAGUUUGAGCCUGAUGGUACAGAGAUCCCACGUCUCUUUCGCUCAGUGCUGCAAGAUUUUGUGGCUCAGGAAGAAGAGCAACGUAAACAGAGACAGGAUGGGCACUGGGAAAAGUGCAGAAGGGCAAAGAGCCUGGCAACAUUCAAUUUGAAGCCUCCGCGUCUACGUAUUAACCCCUUCCAACUGGAGGACACACAUGGCUCAGAUACCGAGAGUGAAGUGGCAGCUUCUGGUAGAGCGAGGAGUAAGAGCAUGCCAGAAUUCAGCUGCACAAGGGAGGUGCAUUGUGACUGA
Messenger RNA from Pseudophryne corroboree (corroboree frog), 618 nucleotides. RefSeq names its product protein RD3-like. The record is from RefSeq and is a predicted model, not a curated record. The transcript is spliced from 2 exons. The coding region runs from base 1 to 618 and encodes 205 amino acids. NCBI's taxonomy places the organism in Eukaryota, Metazoa, Chordata, Amphibia, Anura, Myobatrachidae.